AAGCCUACUGGUCACUGUACUCUCUCUCUCUCUUGUCUUGUCCAAAUCUUGGAGUCUUUUAAGUGUACAAAAUGAGUUACUUGGGGGUUGGAAUCAGUCCCGGGAACGUUGCCGUCUACCACGGAGGAGGCAAGAUGAAGCUGAUUGAUCGGAAACUGAGGCAAACGGAGCUGCUCUUACGCUGCUCUGUCACUGCUCUGGCUCUCCUCGGUCUUAUUAUGAUUGUUACAGACACUCAGGUCAAACAAAUCUUCACUAUCGAGAAGAGGGCUAAGUACACCAACAUGAAGUCGCUUGUGUUCUUAGUGGUCGCCAACGGGAUAGCUGCGGUGUAUUCAUUGUUUCAGUUGCUUCGUUGCGUGAUGGGUUUGAUGAAAGGAAGCGUUUUGUUUAGCAAGCCUCUAGCUUGGGCCAUUUUCUCCGGCGAUCAGGCGAUGGCUUACAUGAGUGUGGCGGCUAUAGCAGCAGCAUCAGAGUCUGGUAUUAUUGGAAUAAGAGGUGAGCAAGAGCUGCAAUGGAUGAAGCUGUGCAAUAUGUUUGGCAAGUUCUGCAACCGAGGAGCUGGUGGAGUAGCCAGCGCCAUGCUUGCUUCCGUUGCUAUGGUUUUGGUCUCUUGCAUUUCUGCUUUUAGUCUCUUCCGCUUGUAUGGUGCCACCAUCUAGAGACCGCCAAACCUAGCCGUUGUGAAGUGAAAGGACCCAUCCUCUGUCUUUAAUAGUGUCGAAAUGUUAUUGUUAAGAAUCCAAAAAAAAAAAGAAGAGUGUGAAAGUGUAGGUCUUUUAAAAUGAUGAUGUUCUUUGUGACAAUGAAAUAGUAUAAUGUAAAACUGGACCUAGGGCUGUGAUCAAAAAGCAAAACUCUA
Molecule: messenger RNA, 862 nt
Organism: Raphanus sativus (radish)
Lineage: Eukaryota; Viridiplantae; Streptophyta; Magnoliopsida; Brassicales; Brassicaceae
Product: CASP-like protein 2B1
Exons: 3
Coding region: 72-662 (196 amino acids)
Source: RefSeq, a predicted model, not a curated record